CAUUUGAUUAUUAAUAUAAAAAAGUAAUACAAUACAAAUUAAAUGUGUUAUUUGUGUGACUGAAGUUAAGUGCAGUAUUGCCAAAGCAUGUUGUACAAAGUUUACAGUGUAUGUAAAUGUAAUGUAAACCUGUAAUUUCCAAAAUGCUUAUUUUAACAUUUACCUUUGAAACAGAAACAAAACCAUCACUCAUAAACAGCCUUUUCCUGUCAUCAUUACAUCUAAUAAUAUAUGAAAAGUUAGAGACUGAAAUCUAAACACAUCAUUUGCUGUCUGAUUAAACAGUGACAUGUUUUAUAGCCUGCAGUGAUACAGUCCACUUAAACAUCUUCAGGGUUUGCUGUACAUCCAAGCACAGCUUUAACUAAACUACAAACACUUUAAUGAUAGUUUGACAUGUUGAGGUGAUGAGGACACAGACCGUUUCCCAUCCAAACUUUGAGCUGCUUCCAUGUCUGUGACCUCCUCCUCCAGCAGCCCACUGAACAAAGUCAAUGGUGGGCGGGACCACGGUGCUCAGUUUUCAGCCCUUUCCGAAUGUCACAGCGAUGAUCUUGAGCUCCCAUUGGCUCCUGUCUGCCGCUACGUCACAAUCAUGAUUAGAAUUGAUGAUCGGACGUUCUGAUUUCAUUGUCUAGCAAAGGGGACUGGUGAAGAAAUCUGCUGAAUUUGAACGUCCGUCUGAUUUUGACAUUAAAAAUGCCUCAUUACCCAGCAGUGUGACAGGUGCACUGAGACACACGAUGAGUACAAUCAAAACGGCGCAAAUCUAGAAACAUGGAGGUUUUGCUGUGAUCUGCAUGGCUGCCCCGUUCCCCUCCAGUGUCAGAAUGGAGUUCCCCUCCAGUAGCAGAAUGGAUGCAUGGUCACAGAGGCGUGGCCUGCAGACUAUGAACCUGCGGUCAGUCUUUACAGCUGAGCAGCAGAGGAUCCUGGAACGUUUCUAUGAUAAUGGGAUGACCAAUCAGAGCAAGGCUUGCUUCCAGCUAAUACUGCAGUGUGCUCAGGAAGCCAAACUGGACUUCAGUGUGGUCCGGACAUGGGUUGGCAACAAAAGACGUAAGCUCGCCUCCAGGGUAGAACAGAAUGGAGGCAUGUCUCACUCCUUAUCCAGUCAUGGACUCGCCGGGGGAAUACUCUCCAAUCACUCAUUACCCGGAGGUUCACUGUCCAAUCACAGCCUGGCAGCGGGGGCACUGCUUCCUGCUGAACUGGCUGCGGCGCGGAACAUCCAGAAUCGCGUGCACCUUCUCCCACCAUCCUCGUCCUUCCCUUCUUUCUCGUCAACAUCUUCCUCCCCUUCCUCCUCCUCUCCCCACAGCAGUGGAAGCAACAACAACAACAAUAACGACGUCAUACUGACUGGGAUUUACUCUCUCAACUCCGUCCCUCGCUCCCGACCGAGACCUACAGCCCCACCAUCUCAGUCAGACUCUGAGCUUUCUGCGCACACAUCCUCAUCUCUGAUCAACCGGGCCCUGCAGAGUCGAAACAGCUCCACCACCUCACCCCUCAACUCCAAGCUGGUCUCACUCUCUCAAAACCUCCCACCCCUCACAUCUGCCUCAGGGCCUUUAGUCUACACUGCAGUCAGGAAGGGAACAUUAUCCCUCGGAGAGGCAGGGGUAAGUGCAGGAGCAGGGGUGGUACCUCACAGCUGGACUCGGCAGUACGGUACAGCGCAAACCCGCCCUUGGUCCUCCUCCCCACAGUCCCAAACUCAACCUCAAUCCAGACCUCACUCCAACCCUCAACCUCAACCACCUGCUCCUCAGAAGACUCGGGUCUCCCUCCCGGUACAGAACUCUGGUCCCUCCUCUGAACAGACACCUCGUAUCCAGCAGGUCUUCACCUUGUCAGAAAGAGGCGAGGGAGAAAGACUUAGGUCAAGUCAUGUGUCUACACGGAAAAGCCAGGAGAGUCAUAGGCCUGCACCCUAUGUUCUGGAUGCCAGUCAGAACUUCUCCAUUGCCAUGGAAACUGGAGAUGAAGAAGAUGAGUGGCAAAGGGAAGAGGAGUUGGCAAAUUUGGCCGCGCAGACACACAUCCAGAGGGAGCAGACGUCAGCUAGCCCAAUCGCGGCUGAAGUGUCGGUGUUGAGGGGAAGCCACACACCUCCUAUGACUAGCUCCAGACCCACACUGCUUCACAGCAACACACCUCUUCAGGGCAGCUACUCCGUUACAGCACAGACCUCACUUACAGGGGAAUCCAGCUCACAGACUUUAGUCAGUGUGUCUGCUGCCCCCUGGGUUAUCAGCAACUCCAGAAAGAGAACACUGCAGGAUCGGACCCAGUUCAGCGACGGGGAUCUCAUCCAACUGAAGCGCUACUGGGACCGAGGCAUGACCAGCCUGGGCUCAGUCUGCAGGGAAAAGAUCACAGCUGCAGCAAACCAACUCAAUGUAGACACUGAAAUAGUCAAGACAUGGAUCAGUAACAGGCGGAGGAAGUACCGUCUGAUGGGUAUUGAAAUCCCUCCACCCAAAGGUGGGCCUGCUGUAUUCUCAACCUCAUCCCCAGGAAACGAAUCUCCGGUGGCCCUCAGCCCCGACGAGGAGGGGCUCAGAACGCCCGAACUCGGAGAUGACUUGAAUGAUGAGGGCUCUCUCUGCCUGUCUGAAGAUGGCACCAUCGACUCACAACACAGAGACGGAGAGGAUGGAAUAGAUAUGUCCACUGCUGCUCCACUGGCCAAUAAUGUGAAGAUCGAAGUAAUCGAUGAGGACGAGGAAGACGAAUAUGACGAUGAUGAUGGCGGUGACUUAAUGGCUUCAGACCGAGAGCAAAUGCAGAGCCUGCUGGAAUUCAAGCACGAGGAAGUGCAGUUCUUAGAGAUAGAGCUAGAGAACCAAAAACAAAAAUACGACGAGCUUGCAAGCUUCACGAAGAGCCUACUUAGCGCUGUGAGGAACAAUGACCUGGAGAGACAGCAGGAACUCAUUGCGAGUCUACCUCAGCCUUCAGACCAGGACUGGGACAUGACUGUGGAGAGAGGAACACAGCCUGCCGCUGUGUCAGCAGACGCAUCCUCCAAUCACAACGGCUCCCCAGCAAGUGGUGCGAGCAGUGCGGAGCCUCCACCCGCCCCGGCGGACGAAGAAGUCCCACUGGUCACCAUGAACAAAGACGAUACAGCAACUGAAGUUACUGAGCCCUCUGCAUCAGAGGAGCAACUGCAGGAGGGAGUUACAGAACAAAAGUGACUAUCUCAUGUACAUCAGCUCACAUCCACUCAUACAGAUGUUUCCAUAAGCCACACAGAAGCUGGUCUUAGACUACAUGGACUAUACGGUGUUACAUUUACACAAACACUCUGGUAAACUCAUGCUCCACGCCUAGUGCCUGUGGAUUGAUGCUUCACUACGACUGUUGGGCUGACAAAUGCCUUUUUUACUGCAUAUCAUUCGCCUUGCUCUGGACCAGUCCAGAGAGAACAAUAAACGACCUCUAACUUAUCUAUGUGGCUUUG
Molecule: messenger RNA, 3472 nt
Organism: Epinephelus fuscoguttatus (brown-marbled grouper)
Lineage: Eukaryota; Metazoa; Chordata; Actinopteri; Perciformes; Serranidae
Gene: hdx
Product: highly divergent homeobox
Exons: 11
Coding region: 801-3206 (801 amino acids)
Biological process (GO): regulation of transcription by RNA polymerase II
Molecular function (GO): RNA polymerase II cis-regulatory region sequence-specific DNA binding; DNA-binding transcription factor activity, RNA polymerase II-specific
Source: RefSeq, a predicted model, not a curated record